UCUAGUGAUGUCAACGGCGCCGUACUUAUGAGAAGCCCCAAGGGCUUUUUGAGAGUCGAAAAAAUUUUCCCGAAGAGAAGAGGUGCUAGUGACGGUGACAGAGGAGUAUGAAAGUUCACCAGAGGCGACUGUUCGAGGAACGGUCCUCUAAGUACCCCGCUGUCAUGCCGGUGACUCCAACCAUCCUCCUUGCCGUUCUCCUUCUUCACCUUGCACCAUACAAAACUGCUGUCCAGGCAUCUGCUUGGAAUGUUAGUUCGUGUUCGAGUGCUAAUCAACGGUGUAUCAAUCGAACUUAUAGAACUUGCGAAACGAUGUGCGACGAAAACAAAACAUGUGAAAUACGUAUAGGAAUUCUCUUACCAACCAACACUUCUUACAUUGUUAAUAUGGAAAAGGCCUUAGAAAAUAUGCAAGAGGCUGAAGAAGCCGCAAGAAAUAUGGGAUUAUUUCCACCUAAUACAAUAAUAAAAUAUUAUAAAUACGACGAUCAAUGCAAUCAGGAGUAUGCGACACUAGGAGCAUUAUAUUCCUACACUGAAGCAUGCAUCCAUGUUAUGUUUGGAUUAAUCUGUGACUAUUGUCUAGCCAGCGCAGGAAGAAUUGUCAAGUUCUUAGGAAAUUAUGGUACACCUUUGAUAACGCCAGGUGGAUUUGUUUUCGAUUUUACUCAGCAAAAAAUAUCUUGCACUGACGAGUAUUACAUGAUCCUAAAUUCCGGAAUGGUAGAUUACAGAUCGCUUUCGGAAUUCUUUUUAUUUAUCAUGCAGAAAUAUGGAUGGGCAAGUAUAGCACUGUUGUAUUUAAAAUCUAAUCAAAAUGAAGUAGCGGGGUCAGAAAGUUGCUAUUUAUUAGCUAAAAGUGUUAUAAAUGAACUGUCUCAGAUCGAACGCUUAGCAUAUCUUGAUGGAGAUUUAGAGUUGAAUUCGGUUGGGUAUAAAGAAUUUCUUCGAGAAAGGGUUGGCGUCAGAUACGGAAUUAUAUCGAUUUGUGGAGAUUAUCAGAAUGUGAGAGAAAUUUUGAUCGCUGCAGAAGAAAUUGGUAUGAUGGACAAAGGAGAAUAUAUUUUCUUUUCUUUCGAGUUAUACAACAACGCUCCCAUCCCAUCUCAGCCUUGGUACGAUCCAAGCGAUACAAACGAGAGAAACCAAAAAGCAAAAAAGGCAUACAAGUCCACCUUUAUUUUAACGCCAUCGAUUGAGGCUAAUUACGCCGAAAUGAACUCGACGGUAGAUGGCGACCGAGGGAAAAUAUUUUUAGAUGGGGUUUACGACGGAAUGAUGCUGUAUUCAAAUGCUUUGAAUAAAUUAAUAAAAACUGAUGAAGACGGUUACGCGCGACCGAAUCAAACCAUUAAAGGUACAGAUGUUGUAUCGACUGCAUUUGGUAUGCAGUUUGAAGGUAGACGCGAAAAUAUAACCAUGAAUUGUAAUGGACUAAGAGUUGUGGAAUAUGCUCUGAUGCAAUUGAACAAUUCAAAUAUGAUACACUCUGUAGCUUAUUAUCAAACAAGAACUAAAACCGUUCAGUACGUUAAAAAUAUCACUUGGGUCGCUGGGAAUGCUCCAUCCGAUAUUCCAACAUGUGGAUAUGACAAUUCAAAAUGCCCCUCCGAAGUGAAUAUUGUUCUAAUAGUAGUUUGUGUUACAUCAGGAGUAGCACUCAUUAUUUUAUCAACUUUCCUGUACAGGCAUUACAAGUUAGAGGCUGAAAUUGCUUCAAUGACAUGGAAGAUACACUGGGAAGAUAUCGUUUGGUUGCCAAAUACAAGGGGGCGCGGUAGUUAUCAUUCGACGGAAUCUUUAGCAAAAAGACUCAGCAUAGGGACGUUCCAAUCGGAAAUAGAAGGGCUGAGUUUAGCUGGUGAUAGACAAAUUUACGUUCCAAUUGCUUUUUAUAAAGGGAUACGAGUGGCUGUAAAAAAGUUACAAGAUAAUAAAAUAGAACUGAAUCGAUCGCAGUUACUGGAAUUAAAAGUGAUGAAAGAUUUGUCUAAUGAUCAUUUGGUUAAGUUUUAUGGUGCUUGUUUGGACAGUCCACACUGUUGCAUCUUGACUGAGUAUUGUCCCCGGGGAAGUCUCGAAGAUAUUUUAGAAAACGAAAAGGUUAAACUGGAUUGGUUAUUUCGCAUGUCCCUUAUUCAAGACAUCACACGGGGUAUGCACUAUCUCCAUUCGAGUGACAUAAAAUCACACGGAUCUCUUAAGUCUUCAAACUGCGUUGUCGAUAGCAGAUUCACGUUAAAAAUAACCGAUUUUGGAUUACACUUUCUAAGAUCAUACGCACACGACGAUUUCACUGACGACGAAAAUUCUUAUUCAUAUUGGCAAAGACAGUUGUGGACGGCACCGGAGUUACUUAGAAUGGAUAAUCCACCAAAGGAAGGAACUCAAAAGGGCGACGUCUAUUCUUUUGCAAUUAUCGUUCACGAAAUAUUUACACGCCAGGGGGUCUUCUAUUUAGGGGAUUCAGUACACAUGACACCUAAAGAGAUUGUGGAUGCUGUUAAAAACAAACCGGAAGGGCUUCUAUCGCAGCCGUUACGACCGUUGAUUGUUUCGGAAACUUGUGAGGAAGACGUUGAAAAUAUUAUGAAGCGGUGCUGGGCAGAGGAUCCAGCAGAUCGACCGGAUUUCUCCGUUCUGAAGAACACCAUUCGCAAACUGAACAAGUAUGAGCUCUCGUUUUUUUUCUUUUCUAAUAAAUCUACUUACUUCUUUUCACAUAUCGGAACAAAUUCGAAACCGUAACACGU
Agrilus planipennis (emerald ash borer) is the source of this 2755-nucleotide messenger RNA. Its product is annotated as atrial natriuretic peptide receptor 1-like. Bases 108 to 2750 code for a protein of 880 amino acids. Gene Ontology annotation, molecular function: peptide receptor activity; ATP binding; protein kinase activity. The record is from RefSeq and is a predicted model, not a curated record. Gene Ontology annotation, cellular component: membrane. Gene Ontology annotation, biological process: protein phosphorylation; receptor guanylyl cyclase signaling pathway; cGMP biosynthetic process. The transcript has 12 exons. NCBI's taxonomy places the organism in Eukaryota, Metazoa, Arthropoda, Insecta, Coleoptera, Buprestidae.